AAUGAAACAUUUUUCGUUUUGUUUUUACAGCCAUGUUACGGUAUGGAUAAAAUUGAAGCUCUCCAAGAGCGGUUCCACCGUUUCUUUGAUUUGAACAAAGAUGGCAGAGCGACAAAGAAAGAAGUCACCAAUUACCUCAUGAAAUACGAUCCUACCGUUUCAAAAAGUUUGGUGGAAGAAUUCAUAGCAAGCAGAGAUCUAAAUAAAAAUGGUAUGAUUGAUUUUAUUCCGGAGUAUAUCCUGGCAGUGAGUCAUCCUGAAGUUAAUUCUAUGAAGGCACGUGAAUGGUUUACACUAGAAGACGCCAACAAUGACAAUAUCAUCACAAAAGACGAUAUUGAGAAGAUCGGAUUGCGGAUGGGUAUGAGUGAUGAAGAAAUACGGGACAGCAUGAGUUAUUACGCUCUCGGUGACGAAAACGGUGAUGGCAAGAUCACUUGGUCAGGCAGCCAUUUGUCUCUACACCGUUUCGAAUUCUCUGUGCCAAUCUCUCGUUCGUUUAUUACCAACAGUAAUCCCUCGAAUCUCGCAGGUGUUACGUUACAGAACCUCUCACAGAAACAAAUUCAAAUCUAA
Messenger RNA from Octopus bimaculoides (California two-spot octopus), 576 nucleotides. RefSeq lists its product as uncharacterized. Gene Ontology annotation, molecular function: calcium ion binding. The record is from RefSeq and is a predicted model, not a curated record. NCBI's taxonomy places the organism in Eukaryota, Metazoa, Mollusca, Cephalopoda, Octopoda, Octopodidae.